This is a messenger RNA of Esox lucius (northern pike), 3121 nucleotides long. RefSeq names its product zinc finger protein 701-like. The record is from RefSeq and is a predicted model, not a curated record. Gene Ontology annotation, molecular function: RNA polymerase II cis-regulatory region sequence-specific DNA binding; DNA-binding transcription factor activity. Bases 179 to 1585 code for a protein of 468 amino acids. The transcript has 4 exons. Gene Ontology annotation, biological process: regulation of transcription by RNA polymerase II. NCBI's taxonomy places the organism in Eukaryota, Metazoa, Chordata, Actinopteri, Esociformes, Esocidae.
UGAAUAUCCAUUCCCAAAUUGCCAGUCGGUUUACCGCUUGUUUUGGUCCCUUUGGUACCCAGUCAGAUUAUUUACAUAGCAACUGGGUUAGCUUUUUAGGAAUAGGAAAUAGACUAUUUCGUUUGUUUAAACAAUUUCAAUAUCAGUACAGAAGGAGUUUUGACAAUAAAGCAGAGCUAUGUCUGUACGCGCAUCUUUUCACACACAACUGUCCUCCAUCAUGGAUGUACUGUCCAGGACCGCAAUGGCUCAUGUGUGCAAACUGGUUGACGACGAAUACUCGGAAAUAUCUCGAAUAUCACAAGAAAAUGAGGCUCUCACUGAAAAGCUGCAUAGUCUGGAAUGUGAACUGACCAUUGUGAAAAGCACAGCCCCAAAGCUGGCAGGGAAUUAUCGCUCCGUGGGUGUUCAAACUGGUGAAACAAUCCCCAGACCUGACAGAGGGCUGAACGGAUCUCCCACCGUUGAAGGAAUCUUUGGGAAGGAAUGGUGCCUGGAUCUAUGGAACCACGGGGACUCCAGCAACACGGGGAACCCUUCGCAGCAGUCAACGGAGGUGCCUCCAGGCCAAGCUGACGUCAAAGAGGAGGAUUUUGAGGUGGAAAUCAUAAACUCCAGUUACCCACAGCAAAGACCUACAAUCAUUCUAGACGGAGAUGACGAGCCAGUAGACAACGUAAGAGGGGAUGGCUCAAAGUACCCGUCCUUAGAUUCCUACCUCCAGGAGAGGCCGAAGAGACCGCAUGAACGACAGCUAGAGAUGUCUACCACGGAUGUCUCCACCGGACACACCUUACGUUUCAUCUCCAUCGACGGCAUGGAGGAGGAAUACGGUGAGCAUGUGUUUCCCAUCGAGGAGGAUGACGCCAACGACGCCGAGUUCCUGCCCGACGACGCCGAGCUGCUGCCCGUCGAGGGACAGGACGAACACGCCGUGAAGCCGGCGCAUUCGGAGAAGCCCGUGGCCAAGUCAAAAGCCAAGGGCGGAAAGACUAAGACUUUCAGCUACUUCAACAGGUUUAACUUGCACUCCCACAGUAAGUCGGACACCAACAAGAUAAGCUGUUCAAUCUGCAAGAGGACUUUCCUGCGUCAGAACCAUCUGACGAUGCACAUGAAGUCUCACAGCUCCCUGUACUGUAGUGUGUGUAAGAACCAUUAUCCGGGCAAAACUCAGCUGAAGAAACACAAGUGCGCCGUGGACAAUUUUCCCACGUCCAAGUACUUCUGCCAGUACUGUGGCAAGUCUUUCACGUGUCAGUCCAGCCUGAGGAUCCACCACCUGGUGCACACUGGGGAGAGACCCCACACGUGCACCGUCUGCGGGAAGGGUUUCACGCAGAAGGGCAACCUGAAAUGUCACAUGCGCCUUCACACGGGCGAGAAACCGUACAAAUGCCCCGAAUGCGAAAUGAGCUUCACCCAGAAAAUAUACCUCACGCAGCACUUGGCCAAAGCUCACGGCCAGAAGGAGGACAAGAAGAAGAAGAAGAAGGCACCGUUGCAUAAAUGUCCGAAGUGUCAGUUGUCUUUCGUCAGUCAGCAGCUGCUCCAGGUGCACAUGGCCGUUCAUGAAAAUAAAUGAUUCAUACAUUUGGUAAUUCUCUUCACAUUGAGGGCGAGUGCCUGCCCUGCUCAAACUUUAGAACCAAAUACUGUCUUUAGUGUACGUAAUACAUUAUUGGAGCAACCUUAAGCCAAGACCGAGCAACCUCGUCAGGGGGUUCAGAACAGGACCCAGCUGGAGUUGGCAGCACCCAAGUUAGCUACAGCGUGUUGUAGCCUUUGAGUGUAUUUGAUUGCACUCUUGUUAAGUCUGAAUUAUUUCACGUCACUAGCCGAGGACGCAUUAGGCUAUCUGGUGUGAAUUUACUACCAACACUUAGACCUCGAUUCAACCCCAAAGUGUGUCGUAAGCGAUGUGCCUUUCACAGGCAUUGUUUGUUUAGUUUUUAUUUUCAGGCAUUUACACUUUAAUUGGAUAGAGACAGUGGGUAAAUAUAUGUGUACCCGCCAGUGACAGUGGCCUAGUCCAACCUACACUACUUCAAAGGAAAUGUUUUUGGAGAUCACUAUUCCCUCCAAGUGCAGAUGCUGGAUCAAUCAGAAAUGGCCUUUAAAAGCUGCAGUGCCUGUACCCUGCUUUUGGAUUGAAUCCAGGCCAUAGUAAAUUAUGACGUCAAGAUGAAUUCAGAAUACAAGUUGAAGGCCUUCAGUUCAUUAUCAACAAUUUUUUGUUGGGCAGAGAACAUUGUGUGCAUGACAGUUGCACAGUUCAUGUCUAAUGUUCACCGCUACAUUAGUGGUAUUUGCCCUGCCAUCAUUCCUUCACAUAAGCUAGUCAUCUCAUUCUUUUUUAGACUCUGGAAAGGACGUGCUGGAAAGGCACAGCGGUGAAGUCACAGCUUUGCAGUACCGCCAUGUCAUUGCUAACAGGAGUUCAACACCUGGCCGCGGCAUAUCAGCUGUCCCUAGAGCCCUUGCGCGCCCCAGUGCACAUUAGUCGCUGUUGGACAACAUUGUGUUGUCGCGAUCUAUCAGGUCCUCACGGUCAUUUAGAUGCCUGCAAGCGCAAUUCUAGUUGUUGGCCAGUGAUUGUGUUCUUCAAGCGAGUAGUCACUGGUAAACACUUCCUGUGUGACAAGCAGAAUUGCCCGGUCGAUCCUCAGCUCUCACAAACCCUCUGUGGAAUGGUUGCGACGAGGCAUGGCUAUAAUUGCAGACUGGGCAAAAUGAAAUUGGGAGGACAGUUACGCUAAAGUAGUGCCUGUAACGAGACUGGUCAGCGUCCAGCUGAUCCUAACUGCACCGCCCCCGUGCUGGACCCCGGGGCGUUGUCCGCAAGCCACGUCCAGGAAAUGAAACCCUGGCCGCAUUGACCCAGCUGUCCUGUAAAGCGGUGCCGUAGGCCACAGCGCUGCCCAUGGGGCAGUAUGUUCUUUAUUAGGACAAUUUUGCAAAUCCCAUUGCAAUUGCUUUGCAACUUUGAAUUUAAUCACCACCGACAAUGAACAGGGUUUUACUCAAGGAAUGAGUCUGCUAAUGACUGGUGCAGGAUUGGCUCUGUGUGCUGGAGCCGUACUCUCCCUUCGUAGAUCUUGGUAGACAUUUCAUUGGGUAA